This is a messenger RNA of Drosophila miranda, 2186 nucleotides long. Its product is annotated as transmembrane protein 47. The record is from RefSeq and is a predicted model, not a curated record. The coding region runs from base 333 to 1193 and encodes 286 amino acids. NCBI's taxonomy places the organism in Eukaryota, Metazoa, Arthropoda, Insecta, Diptera, Drosophilidae. Gene Ontology annotation, cellular component: cell-cell junction; membrane. Gene Ontology annotation, biological process: cell-cell adhesion. The transcript has 6 exons.
UAUCGCUCAUCGCUAAUUUUCAGUUGUUGUGAUGAGAAGAAAACAUUAUUAUUUUUCUCGUUUUUAUUUUGUUUUAAACGUUUAAAAUAGUUGAGAAAUGCUCUGAAAACCAUGUGAAAGAGAACCAGAGUGCCACGAGCGUUUCUAGCAAACUGUAAGUGUAUUUCCGUGCGUAUGAAAAGCAGACGACCGACCCGACGCGACGGGAAAGCCAAAGAAAAAGCGAAAAAAAGAAUAGAGAAAAAGUAGCGCAGUUUCCACAGACCACAGUCUGUUCGGUGCGUUCGUAUGUGUACAUAUGUGCAAUAUUGUUAGGAUAAACAAAAGCCAAUAUGUCGCCACUUGAUGAAAAGUUCACGGCACAACAAAAGCAGCAGCAACAACAACAACAGCAGCAGCAGCAGCCACAAAACAAUAGCCUUGGUAGCUUCCACAACAAAAUGAACGUACUGCCCAAUUACACGAUGAGUGGCAUGAGCUCCUUUGAUGCCGAAUCCCUGCCCGAUUACUCAGAAUUUGAUUCCGAAUCGGUAACAUUGGACUAUUACAAGGAGAGUGUACUACGUCCACCAGCGGAGAAAAUGGCGCCGACAACAACGAUUGAGACCAUCACAAUCACGAGGCCACUCAAGGUGAUUGCAUUUAUCUGUGGCGUCAUUGUGGUGGCCCUCAUGUGUAUGGCCCUGGCCUCAACAGACUGGCUGAUGGCCGCUGACUGGCGGCAGGGCCUCUUUGUGCACUGCAUUGAGGAUGAUUCGGUGGCGCCGCUGCCGUUUAACAUACAGGAUCCACCAGGUUGCUACUGGACUCGGGACGUAGGCUACAUUAAGGCCACGGCCGCGCUCUGCAUUAUCACAUUGAUAACAGAUGUCAUUGCCACAGUGCUGACCGGCAUGGGCCUAAAAACACAGAAUCAUAAUCUAAAAUAUAAGUUCUAUCGCAUAGCGGUAUUGGUGAUGCUUGUUUCCUUGCUGGCCGUACUGUCCGCCUUGAUCGUGUAUCCUGUGUGCUUUGCCGGCGAGCUGACCAUGGCCAAUCGUCGAGUUUGGGAGUUUGGCUGGGCCUAUGGCGUGGGCUGGGGUGCUGCCAUCUUCCUGUUUGGUGCCGUGGUCCUGCUGCUCUGUGACAAGGAAUCGGAGGAGAUCUACUACAAGGAGAGGAAGAUCGUACAUGAAAACCAAAUGCGCGCCUAGGCAAGGCCGCACGACCUGCCUGACGUCGUUCUUUAGAUUCUAAGUAUAUAGCAGCCAACCAACACACACACACACACACACACACACAGACACACAUAGAUUUCGAUUCAAAUCAGAAAGUCAAGAACUCAAAAACAAAAGCAAUUUGCAGCUGAAGAACAAAAUUUGUUAUAAUUAUGAUUGUGUAUAUCAUGGAAACCAUUUCAAGUCAAACAAAAAUCUGUAGCCAUCCAACCCCCCCUCCAACCCCAAUUAGUUGAUUUCGUAUUUAGUUUCGAAAGUUAUAAAGGUAUAAAACACAUGACAUCAUGACAUAUAAAGCUAGAAAACUGAGAAAGCUAAUCGCAUUAACCUCCAUAUACAUAGAACACUUGUAUGCAUGCCCCCAGUGUAACCAAUGUUUUAGUGGUAGAAACGUGACGAAGGAAAGCCUGAAAUUGGGACACUAAAAAUACUCACACGCAUAACAAAUUGUAACCCGUACUCCCAUCAUGUAAUCUCUCGCUCUCUCCACUAAUCGUAAACCGAAUCCAAAUUAGAAAUUGUAUGUAUGUAUACGUAAUCGAAAGAAGUCUAGGUAUAGGACAUGGCUUCAGCCUUUGGAGACGACACCCCACACACAGAAACAUAAUCAUUGUUCCGCGCCGAUUAAGCUUUCAAAAAUGAUUUGUAUAUUUUUGUGUUCUUUCUGUAUCGAAUAUUGUUUGUGUCUGUACUCGAAUAUUUGUUGCUUUUAUCACCUGUUUACCCUGUUGUAAAAUAGUUUAACCAGCACUCAACUCAAGUCCCUCCCGAGCAGUUCAAUUAUUGUUUAAGUUGUACUCUUCUCUGUAACGAUCUAUAUUUUAUAGUUUAAUAAUUUAUUAAUUUGUGUUUUUACCACACACACACAAAACCAAACAUAUCACCUGCGAAUGACAAAACAAUAAACGUUUCUUACAGCUUUUGUUAACCACAGUUUAACGGAUGUAACCAUAUCAAUUUUGAUCUAUA